UGGGCAGCAUACAACAACUUGGGAAAUCUUGGCUAUAUACACCAAACUGUCAAUCAUACCCAAAAUUUUGUUAAUCCGGUGAAAGGUAUACAACUAACAGAGGGAAUGUGGCAAAAAGCAAAAAAUAAGAUGAAAACUAUGCACGGCACCAGUAGGGAAUUCAUUGCAGACUAC
This is a messenger RNA of Lottia gigantea (owl limpet), 174 nucleotides long. RefSeq lists its product as hypothetical. The annotation marks the transcript as partial. Lineage: Eukaryota; Metazoa; Mollusca; Gastropoda; Lottiidae. The record is from RefSeq and is a predicted model, not a curated record. The transcript has a single exon.